Zymoseptoria tritici IPO323 is the source of this 1413-nucleotide messenger RNA. RefSeq lists its product as uncharacterized. Bases 1 to 1413 code for a protein of 470 amino acids. Gene Ontology annotation, biological process: dephosphorylation. The transcript has 2 exons. The record is from RefSeq and is a predicted model, not a curated record. Lineage: Eukaryota; Fungi; Ascomycota; Dothideomycetes; Mycosphaerellales; Mycosphaerellaceae. Gene Ontology annotation, molecular function: phosphatase activity.
AUGGCACUGGCGCAAGAUGCCAAUGUAGAGACUGUGCUGGGAGUCUACAUGUUUCAUCGACACGGUGAUCGCACUCCAAAGUCGACACCUCCCGCGAGCCUGACCGAUCUGGGCUAUUCCCAAGUCUACACUUCUGGCCAGUACUACCGCAAUCGAUAUAUUGCGCCGGAUGCCACCCUCCGUAUAAAUGGCAUCAACGCGGAUAUCGUCAAGCAGAGCCAGAUCAUGGUCUCCGCUCCAGACGAUACUGUCCUCCAGAACUCAGCGACCGGCUUCUUGCAGGGACUCUACCCACCAGUUGGUUCAACUCUUGGCUCCGCAACAUUGAGGAAUGGCAGCACUGUUACCGCACCCUUGGAUGGCUACCAGCUCAUUCCAGUCGAGGAGUCGACUCACGGCGCCGGCAGCGAGGACAACACUUGGCUGCAGAGUGCCAGCGGAUGUGCACAGGCUAUCGUCAGCUCGAAUGAAUACUUCUCCAGCAAGGAGUACACCGAUCUCCUGGCUAGUACCCAGAGCUUCUACGACAGUAUCUACCCAGUCAUCAACGGGACAUUCAAUGCCAGUCAGAACUCGUUCAAGAACGCAUACACAAUCUACGAUCUAAUUCAUGUCGCCGAGAUCCACAACCAGACGAUCCCAAGCUCGAACCUCCUCACCGACGAUGUCCUCUUCCAGCUCCGUACCCUGGCCGAUGCCCACGAAUGGGGCCUCGCCUACAACGCCAGCUCCGACGCCCGCGCCAUCGCUGGCAAGACUCUCGCCGGCCAAAUCGUCGAGUUUCUGAAUACCACGCUCACCAGCCGCGGCAAGACGAAGAUUGGCGUCCAAUUUGGCGCAUACGGAACUUUUGCUUCGUUUUUCGGGCUGGCAGAUCUUCCCAGCGUGAACUCCGACUUCCGCGGCGUGGCGGAUUAUGCAUCUGUCAUGACAUUUGAACUGUUCACCAACUCUUCUGUCGCAGUCAGCAGUGCUGAAUACCCGAGCACCGACGAUGCUUAUGUGAGAUUCCUGUUCCACAACGGCACGACGACUGAGCAGAGCGAGCCGGUGGCAUACCCGCUUUUUGGCUCUGGGCAGGAGGUUCUUAGCUGGGACGACUUUGCGAGCGGAAUGGGCAAGUUCGUAGUGAGGGACACGGAGGAAUGGUGCACGGCUUGUGGGAACUCCACGAGUACCUGCGCAGCUUAUGGAUCCAGCGGCGACGAUGGUGAUUCGUCAGCCUCGGCUGAAGGUCAUGAAGCUGGCAACGGCCUGAGUCCGGUUGUGAACGGUGUCAUUGGAGCGAUGGUCACGCUGGCGGUCGUGCUUGGGUUGGAGGCUUUGAUUCUGGUGUUUGGCGGCUUCCGCGUGGUAAGCAAGAAGAGCCUGGCGAGAGAUGUUGCGUUCCAAAAGGGUAUGCCCAAGGCGUAG